GAGAUCGUCCCAUUCCUUGCCAAUUUCGUUGAAUGAGAUGCAACAGAGUAAUAUACUUGAGAAGCGAUUGGCCCUCUGCUCAGACCAACACUCAUAUCACUCUCCUAAUCUUGCAGACCGUGAAGACUUACUGGCAGAAGAUGGCACCCUGCCAUCGCAGCCUCAGCCGAGAUUUUUCGGCCAUUGAAGUCAACAUAAAUCAGGAACAGUUUCCAUUUCCUGCUUUGUGGCCCCUGAUGCCUCUUUGUUGGUGGUUCACCGCUUCUUUCUAUGCAUGAUUACUACGCGUCGUUCCUUAACAAGGAAAAGUGAAGUCCCAAUCAGCUCGCCGUUCGUUUCGACUUGUCACUAUCCGUCUCCUACCCUACCACACCUCAUGGACGAUCCAACUCCCGCCAACAACACGGAAAUUGCUGCUUUGGGUAAUGGGAGGGAUAUGGAGAAAGUGGAGAAAUCCUCCCCGUCUCGUUCCUCAUCCCCUCAGCAAGCUUUGACUGUAGAAGAUGAGCCGCAACGAAAAAUAACCGGUGUCCGCUGGGCAGCUUUUGUUAUCAGCACCUUGACGGCUAUCUUCGUCUACUCGUUGGACAAUACUAUCGUUGCCAACAUCAUUCCGGUCGUUGUUAACGAUCUCAACGGAGUUGACAAGCUACCAUGGCUGUCCGUCGGAUUCAUGAUCGGGGGGAUGGCAACUAUCCUCCCAUUCGGAAGACUUUACACAAUGUAUGAUUCCAAAUGGGUUUACAUCAUAUCUUUUGUCUUCUUCCUUGCCGGAUCGGCACUUUGCGGCGCAGCACCAAACAUUGAUGCUGAAAUCAUUGGUCGUGUCAUGGCCGGUGCCGGUGGGAACGGGAUGUAUGUCGGUCUUCAGGUGCUCAUGUCUAUGCAUACUACGGAUAAGGAGCGUCCCACAUACCUUAGCUACGUCGGAGGCACCUGGGGCGUAGGAACCGUUUGUGGUCCAGCUGUCGGAGGCGCCUUCUCGUUGUACAACUGGCGAUGGGGGUUCUACAUCAAUCUCCUUUUCGGGGCUAUCCUUCUGCCUACCUAUCUCUUCGUCAUCCCGUCGGCUAACCCGUUGCCGAACAAAAAGCAGUCUGAAAAGCUCGCUCUCAUGGACUGGGUUGGCGUCAUCAUCAGCAUUGGCGCCAUGGCAACCAUCGUCAUGGCUAUCAAUCUAGGCGGAGUGCAAUUCCCCUGGAACAGUGGCUCGAUCGUCGCAUUAUUCGUCGUCAGUGGUGUUCUUUGGAUCGCAUUCGCUCUCCAGCAGUCGUUUUGUCUCUUCACGACGGAGCAUAAACGUCUGUUUCCUGUGCCCAUGCUGAAGCAGAAGAUGCCGGUAUUGCUUUUAAUUGCGUGCGCUGGCGGCUCUGCGGCUUGCUACAUGUCUACAUACUGGAUUCCCAUCUACUUCCAGUUUUCCAAGGGAGACUCAGCAAUCUAUACGGCUCUUCGACUGCUGCCAUUCAUUCUCGCGCUUAUCACGAUAAUGCCCGUGAGUGGACACCUGAUAAGCAGAUGGGGUUGGUAUAAACCUUGGUUCGUGGGAGGAAGUGCUUUGACUCUUAUCACAGCUGCACUCAUGGCCCACUAUAUCAAUGGCGGCACACCGGUUGGUGCCUUUUAUGUCAUCGAGCUGUUCUUGGCCUUUGGAAUUGGCGCCUAUGCACAAAAUGCAUUUGCCGUCGUUCAGUCAGUUGUGGCCCCCAAAGACGCACCCUAUGGGCUCGCCCUCAUGCUCGUUGGGCAACUGACGGGAAUCACGUUUGGUCUCUCCAUCAGUGGUGCCGUAUUCAUCAACACAGCAACAAGCGGACUUCAUGAUGCGCUACCACAGAUUCCCGUCGAGGAGUUGUCGCAUGUCGUUGCUGGAGCUAGCAACCAGGUCUUUGAGUCAUUGUCACUCGAGCAACGAUCACGCGCCCUCGAGAUUAUUGUCCAGUCCUGGAAUAAGACUUUCAUCUGUGUUUACGUCGCUGCUGCAGCCAGUUUAAUUUCGUCGGUUUUCUUCAAGAACACCAAAGCCAAUGUCAACACCGCCGCUGUGGUUCUAUGAGCGGGUGUGGGAGAAGAACGUGAUCAUUGGGCCAGACCAGAAGUCAGUCCUGGGCUUCAAGUUGAAUCUGUCGAGGAUUGUGGUCAGAAAAGAAGGUGCACAGAUGGGUUGUUCCGUAUUGCCACCAGGACACUGUUGUGUGGGAUGAUUUUACAGUGCUACAGGAAAAGCAAUUUGUGUUAGACACUUAGACUGCUUAAUAGAAUUAUCGUCCUUGGACCCCCUGAGCCCCUGAGCCCCUG
Messenger RNA from Podospora pseudopauciseta, 2298 nucleotides. RefSeq lists its product as uncharacterized. Bases 275 to 2056 code for a protein of 593 amino acids. The transcript is spliced from 9 exons. Gene Ontology annotation, biological process: transmembrane transport. NCBI's taxonomy places the organism in Eukaryota, Fungi, Ascomycota, Sordariomycetes, Sordariales, Podosporaceae. Gene Ontology annotation, molecular function: transmembrane transporter activity. Gene Ontology annotation, cellular component: plasma membrane. The record is from RefSeq and is a predicted model, not a curated record.